This is a messenger RNA of Egretta garzetta (little egret), 8994 nucleotides long. It is a transcript of the gene SRPK1, whose product is annotated as SRSF protein kinase 1. Gene Ontology annotation, biological process: spliceosomal complex assembly; regulation of mRNA processing; protein phosphorylation. Gene Ontology annotation, molecular function: ATP binding; protein kinase activity. The coding region runs from base 4607 to 6574 and encodes 655 amino acids. The record is from RefSeq and is a predicted model, not a curated record. The transcript has 15 exons. Lineage: Eukaryota; Metazoa; Chordata; Aves; Pelecaniformes; Ardeidae.
GUGCUUGUAACGCCUUGGUGCAGUAUGGGGGGGGGGGGGGGGGGGGGAUGCAGGCUAACAGGAGAUUUACAAGCUUGAUUUUUGAAGGCUCCACGUGCUGUUUGGAGGGGAAUGUCGCUUUGAGCUAGCUCUAGUGUGGACCAAAUGUCCGCUCCUGGCUGAGGUGGUGCUGGGGCAUGCAUCUACGCGGUUUCCUUUGAAAGAGAUUAAUUUCCUGUGCUGUGAGACUGUUGUGUUAUGUGAACGAAAGCCUGAUAGGUGAGGAAGAUGUGGUACUUCAAAACUAUGGUUCUGUUUGAAAAUACAAGCUUCUAUUUGAACUAAAAUACAAAUAUAGAUGUACUUCACCAGUGGCUCUGGUAAUUUGCAAUGGAAUCGGGCACUUGUGACUGUUAGACCAUAAUUGCCGGUAAAAUACUGUGGCUUUUUUUCUGUCUACGUUGUAUGUUGCAAACCCUUAGAAGCUCAAACUGUUCUCUUUGUCCUAGGAAAAAAUGACUCUUUAGGUUACUACUGAGAUUAAGACCCAUAGUUUAAAAACUAGGCUAAAAAAACCUAUCUGGAUUCAAAGCAGUUAGAGAAACAGACAAGAAACCAAACAAAUAAUUCUAUAUUAUAGCUCAUUUUCUCUGAAAUGAAGAAAAUAAGUAUAUUACUAAACUGGGCUACUGGUCUGUAUGAUGUGCAGGUGAUGGAUGUUUCAUUGGCAGGCCCAGAUGAUCGUACUGCUUCACCAAGUCCAGUGUCCUGCUUCAGCAUUGUCUUUUAUGUUUUGGGAAAAGUUGGCCUACACAUGCACGAAGCCAGCAGUUCUGUGUAAGGGGCACCGAACCGAUUGUGCCUCAAAGCAGAAUAUUUUAUUACUGUAAGCAUGAAUAACUACAAAGGUAGUGGUAGCUGUGGGGUUACAGUAUGUGGCUUGUUAUGACAAAUGUACAUGAUCUGAAGUACUUUCUUCUAAUUCUGUGAGCACUGGUGAAUUUAUUUAAUCUUUUCUUACAGGCUUUACUGAGCGGGAGAUAUUUUUUCACAGGACUUUCAGUAGUUCCUCCGGCUCCCUCCACUCCUGGAGUGAGGGCGGUGGCAGAGCUGAGUUGGUACAGUACUGCUGUCUUGCUUCCUCUCCCUCUUCCCAAGUGCAUGCAAUAUUCAGUAUUUUCAAGAAGCUGGUUUACAGUUAUCUGUAAUUUUCUGGCAAGACUCUUGACAUGCAGUGAAGCCUCACCUCUCUCUUCUUCCUCAGUAGAAUUGCUAUGAAGAGAGACAAGGAAGCUGGUAAUUUUUCCAUCUACGCAGUCUGGGGAGCAGAAAAAUCCUAUUAACAAGUCUGAUACUCUCCAGUUCGUUACCGCAUGUCUUGUUUGUAUCGCUUUCCUGCUGUCUUUGAGGAGCCCUGGAGUUCCGACAGCCCUCUCAGGUUCUUCCUCAACUUCCUUAUUCAAAACUUUGCCUGGGAUCAGGAUCUUGGAUUAUGUUUUCCUCACUUGUCUUUCAUAAUUAAUACCAGGGCUACAUAUUUCGUAAGUAUUUUGAACAGACGUUUAAGGUAGUCGGAAUGCGUCGCCCACAGGAUUUUUUCAUUCAAAUACAGAAGUGAUUAUCAGACUAUGACAGGACACAACUGAAGAUCUGCUGGUUUCCAUGGAAGUCCCUUGGUUUAUAAUAGCUGGAAUAGCAGACAGUUCUACAAACAGCUUGUUAAGUGCUUGUGUGGGUGAGUGGGUAUGGGGAGCAAGAAACUUGAUUGCCUCUGUUAUUUGUGCAUUAGUACCGUUCUGAUGGGAAAUUCGUUAUUACUUACCUUCAAACUGAAUGCCCAGAGAUUGACUAAACAAAAGUAUGUCUCGGUGCCUCUGAGCACCAUUCUUUUGAAACAAAAUGUUAGACCAUCUCCAGUUCUCUUAAGUUCUUGACACUGGUAUUCCGGUAGCUCUGGGAUGGCCGCCCUUCAGCAGCAAGUAUUGUGGAUCUGCCAUGCUGGCAGAAAAUGCCAGUUCUUUUUUCAGAAAAAUAGGGUUGGAAGAGUGAGUUAAUUGCCGUAAUCACAAAAUAAUGUGGAUUAUAGACUUGUACAUCCCCCACAAUCUAUAAUUCCCCCAAGUGUCCUCAAAUACUUAAAAAUUUCUUGAGCAGAAGGGUGAAGUGCAUACAAGCAGGAAAGUACUGUUAUCAUUUCGGACCUGAAUUCAUAUUGUAACUGGUCAGGCUCAAGCUUUCAGUAUUUAUCAAACACUGGGUUUGUCAGCAGAUCCACAUGUAAGGCUGGUACCAGAAGCAGUCAUUCUGACUCGAUGUGCCUUAACAUGAUCUUGAAAUUGCAGGUGCACUAAGGAGUAGUAGUGAGGUGCAGUCUGGCAAGCAUACUUCCCUUAAAGAGACACUGUCUGGUUGCAUGGAUGUGAAAAUGGAAGAGAUGUUCAAUCCCCGCUUUUCAUCGUGCCAUAUGGAGCUUUUUUUUUUUCUCCCCUCUUCCCCAAAUGAAUACAAGGAAUCCGUAACAGCACUUGAAGCGAGAUCUCGCUGCAGUGGGUGUACAGCCCUGGAAAUCGUUGGCUGGAUGGUUAAGGUGGAAAGCAGUGCUUCAGCAAGAGUCCUGGGGUGCGUUCUACUACUCUUAUCUACGUCUCCUACAGUAUGAGCUGGAUUCAUCGUUAGCCUUGUGUUCAGUGAAUUGAGUUCUGUUUGGGGAUGUUUCAUCUGCGUAAUUUGAGCUCACAAAUAAGGAAUGACAGUGUUCAUAAAGGUUGUGCUGCAGGCGGCUUAAAAAUCAUUUAGGAAAGCAAUUGUCUUUGGUUUCCUGCAGACGGGCGUCAUCUCUGCAAAUGUCAAGGGAAUGGCAAACUGAGGUGCGGAGGAGUAAGGAGUAGCUUUUUCAUUAGCACAUAUACAAGGAUGAUUGGUGUGACAGAAGCAAAUUGGGUUGAAUGUAUGCUGCCUUCCUUGCUUGAAGGUGGAAGGGGUCUGCUUUUGUACCUGUUCAAAGCACGUAGAUAAGUAGCAUGGACAGGAUUUCUGCUGUUGUGGGACAAGGAAAAAUACUUAUUUCCUGUACAAAAUAGACUUUUGAAGAAGUAGCUCUUGAUGCUCUUAAAUAGCAGAGCCAAACACCUCUCUCCAAGGUGUUGUCAUGUAAGUUAUUGGGGUGGAGAAGACCAAGUUCUGAGUUUCCACAGUGAAGUUGCAUGUGGAGACUUGGCUGUUGUGGUGGCUUGGCUAGUAAUCUAUAGAGAACGGUGGAGGAGCCUGCGCUGGUGCCGCUCCACAGCACAAAGAACACUGCUUUUCCAUUGCACUGCCUGGACAAACGGGUGCAACUGUGGUCUCCCAUCUUCUCGUCCUCCUGAUGCUGUUGGCCCUACCUUGGUGCAAGUCUGUAAGAACACACAUUGUGCAAUCAGUUGCUCUUAAUCGCUUUUUACCUUAUUUUUAGUGUGUGGACCUAUGGGAAACUGGCAGGAGAACACAAAAGUGGUUUUUUCCAAACUCUUUGAACACCUUUUGUAAGGAAGUGACUGUAAUCUUAGUUCCUGCAACUAACUAUUACUGUCCCUGCUAUGCAUUGCAGAGGUGAGCAGAGUUGUCAGGCAAGGCAUUUGAUGAAUGUGGAGCAAAAUUUUGUCUAGAGUGGAAAAUUUUGCAUGUUGUUAGCACCUCUUCUAAUAUGAAGAGGUUUGGCAGUGCUGUACUGUUAAAAGGAUGUUCAGAAUUUGGACUUCUGUGAGCUUUUAAGGUGAAAAUAUUUUAGAUAUACAGUCAGAUGAAUCCAUUUCUUCUUUAAAUCUCUUGGUUUAAAACUGCAGAGCCAGCUUCCGAGCGUCUUUCAGUAAUAAACACUCCCUAGCAGAGAAAAUAUCUAAAUUAAUUACUUGCUGUGUCACAUUGUUGCUGACUUGUUUCCCCUAUCACUUACAUAAACCAGCAGGAUAAACAGGCACAGGAAAUGGCUGGUAAUUCUUUUACAUUGUCAAAGGACAAUGUUAAGUGUCUGCUGCUGUGAAAAAUACUCAGUUCACCUUUUUAAAGGUGGUUUGACUCCUUCUGCUUUUUUUUUUUUGUUACUUUUAAGUAUAAAGGAUAAGUUUCUCAUGUAACUCUGGAUGGGGAGGCUUGGAAUUACUUCAGAAAAUUCAUUUUUACUUUGAACGCCCUUUCUCUCCUGUGUGAUUGUGCUGGCAUUUCUGUAUCAAAAGGAUUGGACUGUCGGCAAUUACCAUGAUCCUUGUCUUCAUCCCAGCUUUGAAUCCAGUGGACUAUUGAAUAGGCAAAUAAAACCGGCUGGUUCAGGAAGAUGAAACAGAGUAUCUGACUGAAUUUCGAAUUUCAUUAGAAGGAAGACUGAGACAGGUAAACAUCAAGAGGAUGAGAUGAAUCUGUUUAUGCUCAGCCCCUAACAUGACUGAAUUUGCAGGAAGAUCAUCUGAGAGCAGCCCCCAGCCUUGCUGCAAGGCCCUUUACCUGCAAUGCAGUGCUGUGCAUCUGCAGCUAGGUGGUGGAGGCAAAUCCCUCUUCUCCCUCACUCGUGCACAAAGCUUUGCUGCGUUCGAGAAGAACCAGCCCCUCUGCCUGCCGUUGAUGUCCCCCUGAUCAGUGUGGCAUCUGAUUUUUAAUGGCUCUUUCGAAAACUAUUGGGCUGUCUUCAGGAAUAUCUUUAUCAAUGGGAGGCCGUGCUUCAUGCAGACCCGACACUCAGCAUCGGGGCCCUGCUGCUCACUCGGAGAAUGAUCUUCCAGAGCAAGAGGAAGAAAUCCUGGGAUCAGAUGAUGAUGAACAAGAGGAUCCAAAUGAUUACUGUAAAGGUGGUUAUCACCUUGUGAAAAUAGGAGAUCUCUUUAAUGGACGAUACCAUGUGAUUCGGAAGCUGGGAUGGGGCCACUUCUCCACUGUGUGGCUAGCUUGGGACAUCCAAGGGAGGAGAUUUGUGGCAAUGAAGGUGGUGAAGAGUGCAGAGCACUACACAGAAACAGCACUGGAUGAAAUCAAGUUGCUAAAAUCGGUCCGCAACAGUGAUCCAAAUGAUCCAAGUAAAGAGAGAGUUGUUCAGUUAUUAGAUGACUUCAAGAUUUCAGGAGUUAAUGGUUCUCAUAUCUGUAUGGUGUUUGAAGUUCUAGGGCAUCAUCUCCUGAAGUGGAUCAUCAAGUCAAAUUAUCAGGGGCUUCCACUCCCUUGUGUCAAAAAGAUCAUCAAACAAGUUCUUCAGGGUCUGGAUUACUUGCACACAAAAUGUCGAAUCAUUCAUACAGAUAUUAAACCUGAGAACAUUCUUCUGUGCGUUAAUGACCAGUAUAUCCGCAGGCUGGCUGCAGAAGCAACAGAGUGGCAGAGGUCUGGGGCUCCCCCACCAUCUGGCUCUGCAGUGAGCACUGCACCACAGCCAAAACCAGCUGACAAAAUGUCAAAAAAUAAAAAAAAGAAGUUGAAAAAGAAGCAGAAACGGCAGGCUGAGUUGUUAGAGAAGCGAAUGCAAGAGAUAGAGGAAAUGGAGAAGGAAGCAAGCCCUGGGCAGACACAGCCUGAAGAGGAGGAAGAAGCUCAGAGCCCCCUGGAAAUGCUCAUAAAAGUUAGUCCACCGGAGGAAAACGUCAGCAAAAAGACAGCUGAAGUCACACAAGAGCAAUCUGUUCUAAUGGAAAGCAGCGUGGAAAAAUGUGUAACAGAAAUAAAUUGCAAUGGAGUGAUACAAAUGACGGACUUCCCAGACUCCGGCAACCAAGGGUCUGUGCGACUUGAGGAUGACCUUCAUAAUGCCAAUGACUGUGGUGAUCACCCUCACACACAGAAGGAGAACUUCCAUAGUUGUAAUUACAGUCAGCGUAACGGUGACUCGGAGAACAGGCCUCAAGAAGCAAUGUCGGACUCGUUCGUGCCCUUAGUUUCGGAAGAUUCCAUGGUGUGUCAGCCCACGUCCAACGAAGAGCGAUCAUUCAAUGAGCAGGAGAUUAACCAUUUGCAAGAAAGCAUCCGGACAGAGAUACCUUCAGAGGACGAGAAUGAGAAUAAUAGCCCGUCAGACAACAAAGGAAAAUCAACUGCUGGGAAUUUCCUUCUUAAUCCUCUUGAGCCCAAGAAUGCAGAUAAGCUCAAAGUGAAGAUAGCUGACCUAGGAAAUGCCUGCUGGGUGCACAAGCACUUCACUGAAGACAUCCAGACAAGACAGUACCGAUCCUUAGAGGUGUUGAUAGGAUCGGGGUAUAACACCCCUGCUGACAUCUGGAGCACGGCGUGUAUGGCCUUUGAGUUAGCAACAGGAGAUUAUCUGUUCGAGCCUCAUUCUGGGGAAGAUUACUCACGGGAUGAAGAUCACAUUGCAUUGAUCAUAGAACUUCUGGGGAAAAUACCUCGCAAGCUCAUUUUGGCAGGAAAAUAUUCCAAGGAGUUUUUCACCAAAAAAGGUGAUCUGAAGCACAUCACCAAACUGAAGCCCUGGGGCCUUUUUGAAGUCUUGGUGGAAAAAUACGAGUGGUCCCAAGAUGAGGCAGCUGCAUUCACAGACUUCUUAUUACCUAUGCUGGAGCUGAUCCCAGAGAAACGAGCUACAGCAGCAGAGUGUCUCAGGCACCCCUGGCUUAACUCAUAGAGCCUCCAACCCAACGCCACAGCACUACACUCUGGUUUACAGCAUAGCAUACAUGCACCCAGAUGCCCCUUCCCAGAUCCAUAUUUUUUUUUUUUUUUCCCCCCCUUGUUCAUUUUCAGUGUGAAGUUCUUCCUUCAAGGCUUCCAAGAUUUUAGAUAAAUCUGACCUGUUCUGCUGAGUUUGCUUGUGUGACUCCACUGGGGACUCUCCUCAGCCAGUGGGCAUCAUCUGUGUUUUGCCUUGAUUGGGCUUCGCCAAAGACUAAUUGACUAGAAUAUGAAGUUUCUCUUUCUGAGUCUCCUCACUGUUAAUCAACGUGUGCUACAGAUGUGAGCUCACCUGUGCUCAGAUAUGCUCCCUUAGCUAAAUUUCAACUCUCCUUUCCUCAUGAGGGGGACGUGAAGAUCCCAAUGCCUCCUUAUCUCACUGACUCAGGAGUCGAUUUCCCGCUGUUCAUCCAGUAGCUAGUGAUGGGGUGAGAAGGAACAGAUGGCACCAAGGUGGUGGUGUUAGUUCCUUGUAAAGGCCUCCAAAUCCUCCAUCAUUUUCUAGGUGUCUACCGUAUUCUUUGCUUUCCUGUCACAUAACUUUUCUUUAGUUCUAGCUGCUUAAAUCUUUUGAAGAGAGCUAUUUAAACCUAGGUUUUAGUAUCCUUUAUUUCUUCCUCCAAAGUGCCCUGACCUUUACUUUUUCCUUCCCUGUGCCCACAUAGUCAGAAUAGUUUCUGAACUCGGUGAUGUUUUCUACUUUAAUGCCUGUGACUAAAAGGUGACAGGGAAAAUGAGCAAAAGCUGGAACUGACUCAAUGCACAAUCUUCAGCAUGCAGAUGGGCGCACGCUUUGGCUGCAGAGAGGUGGCCUCGUUGCAGGCAACUCUCCUAAUGUUUUAGUGAGCUGUAAGUUUUCUGGUUUUUAUCCCUUACUGGCACUUUUUUGCCUUGCUUGAGGCGGUUGCUGUAUCUGUGAGAGAGUGGCUUUCACUGAUGCAGUCUACUCUGGCUCUUAACUUUUGACCGUUUACUUUUUCCCAAGAAAAGGGUGGCAGCAUCUGUAUCGCAGCCAUGCUAUAGCCCUUCACUUUCAAAAUCAACACUUGAAGGCCCAGUGUAAAGAUUUCUUUUCCUUUAACUUGCUUCAGGUGCUGGCCUUCAGAAAUAACUUCCCGGCAUGGGACUGCCUUUUAUUUUCUGGGCCGUUAGCACAAGGAAAGCUAGCAGAAGUGGAAGAGAACUAACUUCUCCAUGUAGAUACUGGAUUAGAGGCUGUUUCUAGAGUUACCCUGAGUAGAAAUGUUCUGUGGGGUUUCUAUAUAAACUUCGCAGAGGGGUUGGAUAUGAGUAAAUGGGUUAAUUUUAAUUAAAAGUUAAAUCACUGCGGCGUUUGAUAGUUUUACGAUGGCUUCUUCUAGACUUGCCCAUCCUAUUACAGAUUCAGUGCAUCCUCCUCUACUCUAAAGCAAGAUUUGGCAGCGUUGAGACUUCAGAGGCGCUUCCUCACCCUGGACCAAACAGGCCUUUGGAUUCGUGGUGGCUCUCGGAGGAUAGAAGUUGCUGCAGGAGCGUGCUGGAGGCCACGCAGACGCUAUCCGAGACAAUUACGUUGCCAAAGCUGCCAAGACCACUGUUAUGUGUCCCUUCCAUAUGUGUGUUUGGAACUGCUGGUUCGUAAGGAUCGUUCUUUCAUAAACCUUGGUGUCAUUUAAUCCGUUUGAAAAGAUUUUUUCCAGUCCAGUGCCUGAUUAGGCUUAUUAAUGCAAGUCAUGCUGCAUGUUCUUUUAGGGGUAGAUCAGGUUCUCUAUGCAUAUAAUCUAAAAUUAAAGGAAGGUAACAUACCAAAAGAGUUUUAAACUGCUGAUUUGACCUUCCCCCUCCCCUCCCCUUUCAUCUGGCGUUUUCCAGUUGCGUGUUACUUCCAGAUCUGCUCUAGAAGGACUGCGGACAGGACUGGGUUCCAAAACACCUACUGUCUACUUACUGUGAAGAUAUAUUGGCAGGGCAAACAAUUUCUGUUGUCUUGAAAGGUCCCCCGGUCCUGUGUACUUGAGACUGGCCCAUUCAAGAACUUUUUCCUAGCAGGGGUCUGCGUGCUUCGACUCAGAGAGCUCCUUCCCGUCCUUCCCUUCCUUCUGCCGCCCCUGACUGGAGGAGGAGGUGGUUUUUUUUACUGUGAUAGCCAAGGCUAGAGCCAGCUUGUGAGUUGAAGACCUGCAGAAGUAGCUGUUGGGAUUCAGUCUUGUACCGUGUGCUCGUUCACUUGGGGUUUGUUAAAUUUCCAAAUUGCCGUAAAGUGCUCACACUAAAGGAUUUGUACUUGCUGUGUCAGUCUAAAACCUGAAGGAAAAUACAUUUUUAUUCUUUCUACUUGGGUGCUUUGUCUUUUUUUUUUCUUUGUGAAAGCUGAACAAUAAACAGAUUAUUUAA